GGAACCCAUCAAAGUCACAGACAUACCAAAGAAACCCUGGGAUGUCAUAUCUGUAGACUUCAGCGGACCCUAUCCUGACGGUCAUUAUAACCUAGUGGCCAUUGACAAGAGAACAAGAUACCCUGAAGUCAUGAAGACUCACUCGACAGCAUUCCAGCCGACCAUGGAAAAGCUCAAAACCAUGUUUGCCACUCAUGGGACUCCAAGACAGCUACAAAGCGAUAAUGGACCACCAUUUAACUCCAGAGAAUUUGCCGAGUUUGCCAAAACAGAGGGAUUCCACCAUCACCGAGUUACCCCAGAACACGCACGUGCUAACGGAGAGGCGGAAAGCUUCAUGAAACUACUGAAUAAGACUGAGCAGAUCGCUCGUCUCAAUGGGGGAAAAAGCAGUGUAGCUGUUCAAGAGAUGCUGACAGGCUAUCGCUCAACACCGCAUCCUGCUACUGUCGUGCCACUAUAUGAAGCCCUAAUGAACAGACAGAUCAGAACCAAACUAGAUCACCAAGCGAGGGAGUGCAAUGAGAAUCCCCGUGACACAGCCAUCGAUAAGCGGGAUGAGAAAUACAAAGAUAAGAUCAAACAGAAUGCCGAGAACAGGAACACCAAAGAGCACAAUUUCUUAGUCAAAGAUCAUGUCCUGUUGAAACAGAAAAAGAGAAACAAAUGGUCUACCGCAUUUGAACCAGCAUUCUACAGAGUAACUCGAAUAGACGGAUCAAGCAUUGCAGCAAAAAGGAUCACAGAUGGACGCGAAGUGUACCGUGACGCAAGCCAGUUCAAGAUUGCUAACUCACUGAUCCAGGAAAACACCAGCGAAGAAAAUGAAGACCAGGAAGAACAAAAGAACCAAGAGGAUUGGAGAGAGAAGAUUCUACUGAAUGCCAACCCUCACUCAGUCCAGGAGGAGACUAAGGAAAGCAGCGCAAAGGAAGCAGCUAAAACCAACACCAGUGACAAAGCGGACCAUAGCAGACAACCUAUGCCAGCAGCUGCGACCAGACCAAGGCGUGAUCGAAAACGUCCAGAGUAUUUGAAAGACCUUGUCACCUAA
Pocillopora verrucosa is the source of this 1054-nucleotide messenger RNA. The record is from RefSeq and is a predicted model, not a curated record. Lineage: Eukaryota; Metazoa; Cnidaria; Anthozoa; Scleractinia; Pocilloporidae.